Messenger RNA from Cyprinodon variegatus (sheepshead minnow), 1843 nucleotides. Its product is annotated as dual specificity protein kinase CLK2-like. NCBI's taxonomy places the organism in Eukaryota, Metazoa, Chordata, Actinopteri, Cyprinodontiformes, Cyprinodontidae. The record is from RefSeq and is a predicted model, not a curated record. Bases 184 to 1374 code for a protein of 396 amino acids. Gene Ontology annotation, cellular component: nucleus. The transcript has 13 exons. Gene Ontology annotation, biological process: regulation of RNA splicing; protein phosphorylation. Gene Ontology annotation, molecular function: protein tyrosine kinase activity; ATP binding.
AGGAGGAGGAGGAGGAGGAGGAGGAGGAGGAAGCUACACAACAUGAGGAAGAAUAUUUCAAUCAGACAAACAGGAGAGAAGAAGCUGACCGGAACAGAUCUCUAAGAGAGGAAAUUGUUUUUGCACAUCUAAGUACAGGAGAAAACAAGGCGGCACAAAGAGCGAGGUACUAACAGUAGACCUAUGGGGAAAAACGAUGAAGCUGUUUCACAGAAAGACAUAAAGAAGUCCAGAAGCUUCAAGCAAAGAUUACAAUAUCCUACCCUGGAUAUCAGGAAAUUGGAUAAAGACGCCUCAUUCUGUGUGGAAUCGGCCUCUUCUGACGACAACGAUCUCACUGCUGCUGACAAACGACCAAGAGAGAAUGACGACGACGGGAACCUGGAUUAUCACAUCGGUCUAGUGAUGGAAGACAGAUAUGAGAUUGUUUCCACCCUGGGAGAAGGAGCCUUUGGCAGAGUGGUGGAGUGCAUCGAUAGACACAGAGAUCUGUGCGUCGCUGUAAAGAUCGUGAAGAAGUUUGAGAGUUACUGUAAAGUUGCCAGAUCGGAGAUUGCCGUUCUUGAAGAGAUCAACAGCCUGGAUGAUGACAACAGAUUCGCCUGUGUGAGGAUGCUGGGCUGGUUCAGGCACAGAGCCCACACCUGCAUCGUGUUGGAGCUUCUUGGUAGCAGCACCUUCGAGUUCCUGCGACAGAACAACUUUGUCCCUUUCAGUGUGGAGCAGAUCCGACACAUCGCCUUCCAGAUCUUUAAAGCUGUCAGCUUCCUACACCGUAACAAGCUGACCCACACAGACCUAAAGCCUGAGAACAUUCUGUUUGUGAGCGGCGACAGCGAUUCCAACCAACAGAUGCAUAAAGCGCUGAGAUGUUUAGACGUAAAGAUUGUGGAUUUUGGAAACGCCACAUUUGACCACCAACAUCAUGAGACGCUGGUGUCGACGCGGCACUACAGAGCACCAGAGGUGAUACUGGAUCUGGGCUGGAACCAGUCAUGUGAUGUAUGGAGUCUGGGUUGUGUCCUUAUGGAGUAUUACCUUGGACGGACGCUGUUCCCUAGCCAUGACUGUGGAGAACAUCUGGCCAUGAUGCAGAAAGUUUUGGGACCGAUUCCGCCCCAUCUUUUAAAACAGACCGGGAAGAAGCACUUUGUAAAAAACGAACAUCUGAACGUGGAUAAAGCUAAUUCCUCCGAUGAUGCUAUUCAGAAGUUCUGCCAACCUCUCAGGCAGUACAUGAGAACAGACAGUGAUGAGGAGAAGCAGCUGUUCGACCUGCUGGGCUGCAUGCUGGACUACGACGUCAGCAGGAGGAUUACUCUGGAAGAAGCUCUGUGGCAUCCGUUCUUCUGCACGCUUAGAGCGCAGCAGUAACAUUAAGUCCUGAUCUGUUUUAACCUGUCUAUCAACAAAGAAAAGUUUCUGUUUGCUAUUUAUUUUGUUGUGUUUGUGCCAUUUUUCCUCCCCACAUCUUUCCGAUCAGAUUUUGCUUUACAUCCAUAUAUUUAACGGUUUUGUAGGUUUUUAUAAGUUUUUCUCCUUUUUAAUUCUCAUUAAAAAUGUAUUUCUAAAGCAACCCUGGCUGCUUCCUGCUUGCUUUCAGGACCCACUUAAGAACAAAAGAUCAAAGUUUUAUAUUUAAUGUUAAAGAAAAACCAGCCUGGUCAUCUAAUUUCCCAUCCAUCCACUCAGAUUGUGGCAGCAGAGGGAAAUCCCAGACAUUCCUCUCCAACCCUGAGGGAUCCCAACACGUUCUCAGGUCAGAUUGGAUAAGUUGUCCCUCCAGUGAGUUCUAGGUGUUUGCAGCAAUCUCCUCUCUGUUAUAGAUUGGUGGAAAAUCUAA